UAUGUUAUAUUAUACAUUUGAAUGUAACGGUAAUUAACCGUCAUUCACGCUACCCUCGCGCUUGAAAGGAAAACAGGAGAUAAUCCAUGGUUUCCAUUGGCUCUCUCUCCUGUUCAUGAAAUUCUUUUGUUCUAAAGAUGGCUGCAACUCUUGCUUUCAGCUACCCCUGCAGACCCAGCUCCGUCCAAAACGUCCGACGAGCUAACAUGGCCAAAACGAAACAGAACCAUGAACGCGCUACCGAGCAAAGAGUUCCCGGAUUAGAUCGAAUGAAGAGGAAAACGGAGAAGAUUGUAAGAUUUUCAAGUCAAAAACGCAGUAUAUCAAACAUUAAAGAACUUUUGAAUUAUGUGAACUCGGGGUCUAUGGAGGAUGCACUCCACCUGUUUGGGAAAAUGCUCAAACGUGACGCUUUUGCUUGGAAUGUUAUAAUAAGGGGACUAACUAGCACCGGUUACUUCCAAGAGGCCAUUGAUUUUUAUUAUUGGAUGCGAUUUGAAGGGGUUCCAGCCGACAAUUUCACCUACCCGUUUGUGAUUAAGUCUUGCACUGGGUCAUUUUCUUUGAUAGAAGGGCAAAAGGUUCACUCAAAGUUGAUGAAGGUUGGGUUGGAUUUGGACCUUUAUAUUUGCAAUUCGCUCAUUACUAUGUAUGCAAAACUUGGGUGUAUUAAACUUGCUGAGAGGGUUUUCAAAGAUCUGCCUGUUAGAGACUUGGUUUCUUGGAAUUCUAUGAUUAGUGGGUAUGUUUCAGUGGGGAAUGGUUGGCAUGCAUUGACGUGUUGCCAGGAAAUGCAGGUGCUUGGAUUGAGACCUGAUCGGUUCAGCACAAUCAGCCUUCUUGGGGCUUGUUCUCUUGAGUGUAGCUUGCAAUAUGGCAAGGAAAUUCAUGGACUUGCAAUCAGAAAGGGAUUUGAAUGGGAUAUAAUGGUUCAGACAUCACUCAUUGACAUGUAUGGAAAAUGUGCUACAUUGGGUUAUGCAGAGAGGUUGUUUGAAAGGAUUUCUCAGAGAAACGUUGUGCUUUGGAAUGCUAUGAUUGGUGGAUAUGCUCUAAAUGGCCAAUGCAUGGAGUCAUUUGCUUGCUUGAAGAAGAUGCAGGAGGAUGAUAACUUAAAACCUGAUACGAUCACAGGGAUAAAUUUGCUCCCAUCUUGUGCCAAAAUAGGAGCUCUCCUUCCAGGUAAAACUAUCCAUGGUCUCAGCAUUAGAAAAGGGUUUCUCCCUCAUUUGGUACUUGAAACUUCUCUUGUUGACAUGUAUGGAAAAUGUGGGGAGAAGAAGCUGGCGAGAAAAAUUUUCAGUGAUAUGAGUAGUAGAAAUCUGGUGUCGUGGAAUGCCAUGAUUGCUGCUUGUGUUCAGAAUGGGCACAACAGAGAGGCCUUGGAAUUGUUUCAGGGCUUAUGGCGAGAACCCAUUAAUCCAGAUGCAACGACAAUUACUACUAUUUUGCCUGCGUAUGCUGAAGUCGCGUUGCUCAGGGAGGGUAAGCAAAUCCAUGCUUAUGUCGCAAAGCUAGAUCUUAAAGAAAGUACCUUCAUCUCAAAUUCAAUUGUUUACAUGUAUGCAAAAUGUGGGGAUCUACACACAGCACAAGAAGUUUUUGACAGGAUGUUGUUUAAAGAUAUCAUUUCAUGGAACACAAUCAUCAUGGCUUAUGCCAUUCAUGGACUUGGUGAAAUUUCAGUUAAUUUGUUUUCUCAAAUGAAGGAAGAGGGACUUGAACCCAAUGCCAGUACUUUUGUUUCGCUGCUACUAGCCUGCAGCAAUGCUGACAUGACAGAUGAAGGGUGGGAAUAUUUCCAUUCAAUGAAAAACGACUAUGGGAUCGAUCCAGGAAUAGAGCACUAUGGUUGUAUGCUCGAUAUCAUUGGCCGGUCUGGGAAUCUUGACCUAGCCAAGCAUUUUAUCCAUGAAAUGCCAUUGGUCCCAACAGGCAGGAUAUGGGGAUCUUUGCUGAUGGCGAGCAGACACAACAGAAGCAUAGAACUGGCUGAGCUUUCAGCUAAGCAAAUUCUGUCCAUUGAACAUGAUAACACUGGUUGUUACGUGUUGCUCUCGAACAUGUAUGCUGAAGCUGGGAGAUGGGAAGACGUGCAACGGAUCAAAUAUCUUAUGAAGAACCAAGGAUUAGAAAAAACCACCGGUUGCAGCACCGUUGAGAACAGCAUCAAGACUUACAAGUUCAUCAACCUCGAUAGCUCCCAUGCCAAUUCCCACUUGAUAUAUGAUGUUCUGUACAUUAUCUCGAGGAAGAUGGGGGAAGACAUUUACAAUCCAGGUGUCUCAAAGUACAAGCCUCUAGACGUGAUCAGGAAAAGAUCAACCUCUCCGGAGUGCCACAGUGUUAGAUUAGCAAUUUGCUAUGGUCUGAUCUCUGUAUCACUUGGAAACCCUGUUCUUAUUCGAAAAAACAUUCGGAUAUGCGAAGCUUGCCACAGUGCUGCGAAGAAGAUUUCGAAGGCCUCUGGAAGAGAGAUAAUAGUGGGCGACCCCAAGAUGUUUCACCACUUCAGAGAUGGCCGUUGCUCCUGUGGAGACUAUUGGUGAUUGAUUCCUCAAAUUGCAGCUCCGUGGUAACUGUAAAUUAGUGUAGAUAUACGUUGUGAGGAUGUAUGAAUGACCAUUUAUCUUAAAUGAAACAUGCAUUCUACAUCAUCGUAUUAUAGAUUGAAAAUGCUUUUUGACCCAAUCUAGUCUAUUUGCCACAAUUAUUUCCCCGAUGGAAGCAAAAAGAAUUGUUGGGGAGAUUAAUAUUUCCCAACAACAGAUGC
This is a messenger RNA of Diospyros lotus (date-plum), 2773 nucleotides long. RefSeq names its product pentatricopeptide repeat-containing protein At4g35130, chloroplastic. Bases 138 to 2549 code for a protein of 803 amino acids. The transcript has a single exon. The record is from RefSeq and is a predicted model, not a curated record. NCBI's taxonomy places the organism in Eukaryota, Viridiplantae, Streptophyta, Magnoliopsida, Ericales, Ebenaceae. Gene Ontology annotation, molecular function: RNA binding; zinc ion binding; protein binding. Gene Ontology annotation, biological process: RNA modification.